Bipolaris victoriae FI3 is the source of this 165-nucleotide messenger RNA. RefSeq lists its product as hypothetical. The record is from RefSeq and is a predicted model, not a curated record. Lineage: Eukaryota; Fungi; Ascomycota; Dothideomycetes; Pleosporales; Pleosporaceae. The annotation marks the transcript as partial. The transcript is spliced from 2 exons.
AGUGGUACUUUUAUAGUGGACCAGCCAUAUCUCUACCCCGAAAACCUCGAUUUUGAUUCUAAACACUGCAAAGUAUAUUUCGGGGAUAACUAUAACGCAACAGUCACAGUUUACAAUCCCUAUACUCAUACUAUUAAAGAGGUUAUCACCUUUCCGGGGAUUUCC